Molecule: messenger RNA, 570 nt
Organism: Oncorhynchus masou masou (cherry salmon)
Lineage: Eukaryota; Metazoa; Chordata; Actinopteri; Salmoniformes; Salmonidae
Exons: 2
Coding region: 1-570 (189 amino acids)
Source: RefSeq, a predicted model, not a curated record
AUGGAGAAGAGGAGGACAGUGGUGGCAGAGCCUGUUGACCCCAGAGUAGAGCCUGUUGACCCCAGGGCAGAGCCUGUUGACCCCAUUGUAGAGCCUGUUGACCCCAGGGCAGAGCCUGUUGACCCCAGAGUAGAGCCUGUUGACCCCAGGGUAGAGCCUGUUGACCCCAGGGCAGAGCCUGUUGACCCCAGGGCAGAGCCUGUUGACCCCAGGGCAGAGCCUGUUGACCCCAGGGCAGAGCCUGUUGACCCCAGGGUAGAGCCUGUUGACCCCAGGGCAGAGCCUGUUGACCCCAGAGUAGAGCCUGUUGACCCCAGGGCAGAGCCUGUUGACCCCAGAGUAGAGCCUGUUGACCCCAGGGUAGAGCCUGUUGACCCCAGGGCAGAGCCUGUUGACCCCAGGGCAGAGCCUGUUGACCCCAGGGCAGAGCCUGUUGACCCCAUUGCAGAGCCUGUUGACCCCAGGGUAGAGCCUGUUGACCCCAUUGUAGAGCCUGUUGACCCCAUUGUAGAGCCCAGCACGGAGGAACCAUCUAACCCUGACUCAGGUCCUGUGAAGGUGGACAACUGA